Messenger RNA from Penicillium chermesinum, 6162 nucleotides. RefSeq lists its product as uncharacterized. Gene Ontology annotation, molecular function: ATP binding; ATP-dependent chromatin remodeler activity; ubiquitin protein ligase activity. Gene Ontology annotation, cellular component: nucleus. Bases 1 to 6162 code for a protein of 2053 amino acids. Gene Ontology annotation, biological process: protein polyubiquitination; DNA damage response. The record is from RefSeq and is a predicted model, not a curated record. Lineage: Eukaryota; Fungi; Ascomycota; Eurotiomycetes; Eurotiales; Aspergillaceae. The transcript has 7 exons.
AUGGCUAUCCUUUCACUGGUCUCAUGGGCUUUCCUCGGUGGAUACCUCCCACUGGUCUCAUCAUCUCCAAGUCCUCUUCGGCCCGCUAGACAGUCGGUUAUAGAGCCAUUCGGAACAACACAUCUUCAAGAUGUGUUUCAAGUUUAUCAACCCGUCUCUAUGGCCACGGGCGGUAGCUGCGACCUCGAUAUGCUGCUCAUGGAGCAUUCGUUCGGCUCCAGUUACGGGGCCCCGUUCGUAGGGAACUACCAGCCCCCAGGUUGUGAUUUUGAUACCGUCCGGAUCAACCUCACGGUCACCUCCCGUGGUCGUCAGUUUGAUCGCUUAGCACUCAUGUAUUUGGGAGACUCGGAGGUCUUUAGAACUUCCACUGCCGAGCCAACGGCAUCUGGUAUCAUCUGGACCUAUAUCAAGGAGAUGUCACAGUAUAUUGCUUUGUGGAAGAAGCCUCAAAAGCUCAUCUUUGACCUGGGCAAUAUCAUCUCAGAUGUUUAUACCGGUCCUUUCAAUGUGACUCUGACAGCCCAUUUCUCCUCUGAAAAUACUGCGACACUUGCAGAUAUCAUUUUGCCAAUCUCUGCUCAAAGAGCGAACUCGAACGCUGCCAGUGCUUUCACCCUACCCAAUGAUAACGCGACGUCCCUACACACAAUCCCUGCGGAGGUUUCCCGUGCAGUUGUUUCAAUCUCAGCCUGUGGUCAAGCCCAGGAGGAAUUUUGGUGGUCAAAUGUCUUCACUGAGGACACCGAGGAUUUCACGGGGACUGUGGGUGAGCUUUAUGGAUACUCACCCUUCCGCGAAGUUCAAUUGUAUAUUGAUGGAACCCUUGCGGGUGUUGUCUGGCCUUUCCCUGUGAUCUUUACGGGAGGUGUAGCCCCCGGGUUCUGGCGGCCCAUUGUCGGUAUUGAUGCCUUCGAUCUGCGACAGCCAGAGAUUGAUAUUUCACCGUUCUUACCAAUCCUUCAGGAUGGUAAGGAUCAUUCCUUCGAGAUUCGUGUCACUGGUCUGAAUCUUUCCGAAGAUGGAAGGGCCACGCUCUCUGAAACUGUCAAUUCGAACUGGGUGGUAACCGGAAAUAUUUUCUUGUUCACUGAAACCUCCACAUCACCUACUGUUGCUUCUGAAAGCAUAGCUCCCCGUGUGGAGGCACCGGCCCCUGAAUUCAAAAUCACCCGAAACCUUGUCCAGAACAAGACGGGAGGCAACGAGACACUGGCUUAUUCGGUCAUCGCAGAGAGGACUUUCAGCUCCAAAUCAUCACAAUAUUCGUGGUCUCAAAGCCUGAAGUUCUCUAAUUACGGGUUCUUGAACCAAGAUGGAUACAGUCAGGUCAAUAGACAGCUCACGUCUGGCACAAACGUCAUCAUCAAGCUGGGAGAGAAUCCCUCGUCAAAUGAGACCACCUUUGAGUAUCCCUUGGUGGUCAACGCAACUUACGGUAUUGGAGUCAAUGUAACGUCCAUUGACGCGUGGAUGCAGCGUGGCCUUGAGAUCCAUAGUACAGGAGGAUCGAGCAUAUCGACUUUCUCUUUAGCCGCAGGUCCCUCUAAGCUCAUGACAACUCAGUCCGGAAAGGCACACUACAAAUCCGUGGUCGGAGAGAAUUCUACAUCAUCAGGGAGCACGUCGGAUCAUUUCCAGAGCACCAUGAACGGGAUUGGAUACUCAAGAGCCGUUAAGGCGGUCAAUGGCGUUGUCGUCGAUGAUACUGAAGGCGCGGGCAAGGUACAAGAUCAGUCUCAGAUCUCGAAUGGCUUGGAUGGGCUGGGUAGAGAUAGUAAAUCGCGCAAAAUGGGCGUGGUCGCAGACGAUUUAUCGUUCUCUGCCCCAGCUCCUCAGUCAUUACUCUCCACACUUGAGCACCAGAAUGCGUCAAACGGAGAUGAGCCCCCCACAAAGCGGCGCAAGGUUGGCAGGAAUGGCCCGUUCAGCCUGUCAGACACCGUAGGCCUCACCUCAGCUGGAAUACCCGUCGGAUACAUUCCGUUAGCUAGAUUAUCAUUGCGCAUGAACUUCCAAAGCACCACUGCAGCUCUAUCAGAUCAUAAAUAUUCCUUUCCAGUAUUGAUUGAGUUCACCACCAUCGAAGAUGUGGACAGAGGUUGUUCUAUCCAUAAAAUCAACCUGAAGACUGUUGAUGCCGAAAGCAAGCCGUUCUUCCAUCAAACGUUCGAUAACUCGAGGGCAGAAAUCUUUGAGCACCUGAAAUAUACGAACGGCCUACCCUCUGCUCAUAGGUACUCGAACCGGGAGCCAACAGCCUGCUACCAAGCAGUACUAUCAUCAACAGGGGGCUCAUUUUGCCUUGAGGUAGCCAUUUUAUGGAAGAAUUCAUCUAACAUCCCUGACUUUAAUCAUGUACAUGACUCAGUGCUGGAGGUAUUUGGUAAAUAUGCCCUAGGCGGGCAGGCGAAGGCGGACUCUCAAUCUACGAUCCGCGAAAAGCUAUUGGGAGACCCAACGCAUUGGUCUCCCCGGGAAUUUUACAAGAGUGUCCACGUACCACCGAACACAGAAAGCGCGUCUGCCGAAAUUGUAUGCCCCGAGUUGGCCUGUAAACUUUUCCCUUUCCAGCGAAGAGCUGUCCGUUGGCUCUUGUGGAGAGAAGGAAUGGAGCUACGGCCAGACGGGAAGGUUGUGCCCGUCAGUAGGGUUCAAGAGGGUGUGCUUCCAGCCUCUUUCAAGCAGAUGAGAGACGCCAAUGGACAAGUUUGCUAUUUCAGCCAUCUUUACUUGACGAUUACCACUGAUCUUGCGCCGUGGGAUGAUGCAGCUCAUUACUUGAAAGGUGGGAUUCUCGCCGAGGAGAUGGGUCUCGGGAAAACUGUUGAGAUCAUCACCUUGAUGAAUUUGAACCGGCGGCCCGUCGAGGUAAAGCCUGAUCCUGAUGGAUUGCGAGCGUCGAAGGCCACUUUGAUUAUCACACCUCCUGCGAUCCUGGAACAGUGGAGGCAAGAAAUCCAACAGCAUGCCCCUCAUCUCCAGGUGCAUCAUUAUGAGGGCAUCAAGCGUGGACAGGAAGAUUCCGACCAUCUGACCAUCGAGGAGCUCGCAGAAUACGAUGUUGUUCUCACGACAUACAAUGUAAUUGCUCGCGAGAUCCAUUAUUCCGGAGUAAACCCCGGGAGGGCUUUACGUCAUGAGAAACGUUUCGCACCUCGAAAAACACCAUUGGUUCGUAUUUCGUGGUGGCGUGUCUGUCUUGAUGAAGCACAAAUGGUUGAAAGUGGCGUCAGCAACGCAGCCAAGGUGGCUCGGUUGAUUCCGCGACAGAAUGCCUGGGCUGUGACUGGCACACCGUUACGUCGCGAUAUUGACGAUAUUUUUGGCCUCUUGCUCUUCCUCCAUUACCAACCAUUUUGUCAUUCUAAUGCGACAUGGAAACGAUUGUAUUCCAGAUUUGGGUCAGUCCUAGCGCACAUCAUCAAGGCUAUCACGUUGCGGCAUAGCAAGGAUCAAGUGCGUGAUGAGCUCAAGCUGCCACUUCAAAAGAGGGUUGUCAUUACUACUCCGUUCACUGCUAUUGAGGAGCAACACUACGGUCAACUCUUUGAAGAAAUGUGUGACCAGUGUGGAUUGAAUGCGGAAGGAGCACCCCUUCACGAGGACUGGGAUCCGGAGGACCCUGCCAUUGUUGAGCGAAUGCGUACCUGGUUGACGAGGCUUCGCCAAACCUGCCUUCAUCCCGAGGUCAGUGGGUUGAACCGGCGAGUUCUGGGUGCUAAUAAUGGUCCCCUGCGCACUGUUGACGAGGUUCUCGAGGUCAUGAUGGACAACACAGAUGCAGCAAUCCGAAAUGAAGAGAGGUCGUUGCUGUUAUCUCAACUCCGUCGUGGACAGAUCUUGGAAAACGCCAAACGGAGGAAGGAAUCUCUUGCCAUAUGGGAGGCAGCUUUGAAACACUCCACCCAACUGGUGGAGGAUAGCAGAGCCCAGCUUCUGAUGCAUAAGAACAUGCUUAAAGGCACACGAAAUACCACCCCCGAAACAGCAGAAAGUGAUGACGAGGAAUCAGAUAAAAAUAAUCGCGUCGGACAAUGGCGAAUACGACUUCGCUCUGCUCUGGAGAUCCAGCAUAUUGCAGUUUUCUUCACUGCCAACGGAUAUUACCAGAUCAAGUCGGAUCCCCAAUUGACACAGCCUGACUCUGAAGAGUUCAAAGCUCUCGAGAAAAAAGAAGAAGAGGGCUACGAAGCUGCCAAAAUAAUUCGAAAGGAACUGUUAAGCGAUAUAUCUCGAAAGGUUGAGCAGUAUAUGCAGCGAAUCAAGGAUAUGGUGCGUGACAAGAAAUUUGUACAGAUCCCCAAAAUGAAGCCACACAUCUACAGCAGGGGAAUCGAAUCCCGAGGUCUGCUUAACAGGUUUGAAGACCUCUGUGAGGCUUUGAACAAACAUGCCGAGAAGUACAUCGAAUGGCGUGAUAUUAUGACCAAGCUUGUUUCGCAGUCACUCAUUGACCAAGAGGAAGAUGCCCAGCUUGAGGGAGAUGAGUAUGAGCGAUCAACAAAACACCAGGAUGAGAUGUAUGUCUACAUGGAGGCUCUGCGGACGAUGUAUGCCGACCGACAUGAUGCUCUUACUGGUCAGACCAACGUCCUGAUUUCUCAUGAGAUCAAAGCUGGACUUGUCCAAGCACAAAAAGGCGAGGGCCCUUCUCCACAGCUCUACAUUUCCGUCGUGAACACCCGCGAUAGUUUACUACCACCAUCUGGCGUGUCUCUUCGUGGAAUUGUAAGUGAGCUGCGCAGUAAAGCGACUGCACUUGAAUGGGAUGCGAGCGAAGGAAAGUCUUGGGCUCGUGCAGAACUCGAAGUAGUGUCACAGGUCUUGAAGAAUGCCGGCCAGAUGAUAGCUGAUCAACUGAAAGUGUCGUCGCAGUUGGAAAAAGAGGUUGAAAUAUUUCGAGACACGAUGAAUAAUCGACUCGAGUACUAUCGUCAUCUGCAGCAAAUUUCAGAUACAGUCGCUCCGUACGAUGAGGAGAACGCCGGGAAACCUAUGGAUGAAGAGCUGUUUGCCACAAAGUUGAAGCAAGAAGAGGGCAUGGAGCACAAAAUUUCUUCGCUAAAAUCCAAGAAACGAUAUCUACUUCAUCUUCGUGACGACGCCAACUCAGACGAAAAUUCGCGCAUCUGUAUUAUCUGCCAGUCCAGCUUCGAAGUCGGUGUUCUCACUGUCUGUGGUCACAAAUAUUGCACUGACUGUUUGCGGCUAUGGUGGCGCCAGCACCGGACUUGUCCCAUGUGCAAAAAGCCACUAAAACAUAACGACUUUCAUCAAAUAACAUACAAACCACAAAAAAUGAUUGCCCAAGAGGAAGAGCCUAUGGUCAAGUCUGAUUCUGAUUAUGAAAAGCACUCAAGGAAUGCCAUCUACAGUGAUAUUAGUACGGGCCUCCUCAACGAGAUCAAGACCAUCGAUCUGGAUGGCUCCUUCGGAACCAAGAUCGACACUUUAGCCCGCCAUAUCAUUUGGCUCCGAGAGUCCGACCCGGGGGCAAAGUCGAUUGUAUUCUCUCAGUACAAAAAUUUCUUGGCGGUCCUGCAAAGGGCCUUUCAUCGAUUCAAAAUAACGAGCAGCAGUGUCGAUACCAUGGGAGGUAUUGAGAAGUUCAAGAAGGAUCCUUCGGUUGAGUGCUUUUUGCUACAUGGUAAAGCCCAAUCAUCAGGCUUAACUUUGAUUAAUGCCACCCACAUCUUCUUGUGCGAGCCCCUAAUCAACACCGCAAUUGAACUUCAGGCAAUUGCGCGUGUGCAUCGAAUUGGCCAGCACCGCCCAACCACAGUAUGGAUGUACUUGGUCUCUGGCACUGUGGAGGAGUCUAUCUACGAAUUAUCGGUGGCUCGGCGUCUCGCCCACAUCAUGGAGAAGGAGAAGCAGAAGAACAAUGCAGCAGCCGAACCAUUAAUUGAAGAUCUCACCGAGACUGCCAUCGAUUCUGCCAAUUCUAUGGAAAUGCAGGAUGCUCCUCUUACGAGAUUAAUGACCUCCGGUGUUUCGGGGGGAGAGAUGGUUAAGAAGGACGAUCUAUGGCAAUGCCUCUUUGGAAAUGCUGCGCGGAAGAAUGAAGCUGAUUUGGUCGAUGCCGAACGAGAGGUGGGUCGAUUCCUUCGGGGAGAAGCCGCGGAGACCAGAAGAGAUGGCGUGGGUCCCACCGAUUAA